Prunus avium (sweet cherry) is the source of this 2141-nucleotide messenger RNA. The record is from RefSeq and is a predicted model, not a curated record. Lineage: Eukaryota; Viridiplantae; Streptophyta; Magnoliopsida; Rosales; Rosaceae.
AUGAUCCUAUGUGACCCGAACCCGCCGACGACGACAUUCCGAUCAAUCUCUGGAGCCUCAGUCAGCGCCAACACAUUCACCCCUCUCUCCACUUCUCUCUGCGAUCUCUAUCCGUACAGCGCCGGCUGCGACCGAGCGGCGAGGUUCGAGAGCUCGACCUCGUUCGCUUCCAUACCUCUGCAGCCGGUGCCCCGGAAGUCGUAUCAGGGAGUUGCGAGUUCGGGUCCGAUCGAGAGAGGGUUCUUAUCGGGCCCCAUAGAGCGAGGGUACUUAUCGGGUCCGAUUGAUCGUGGGCUGUAUUCGGGUCCGAUUGAGAAAGAGUGCGAGAGAUUAGAGAGAAGUCUCUCAUUUGGGAUUGAAACCAAACCCAAAAGAAGGGGCUUGAUGAAGAUUAUAAGAAGAGCGAUUUCAAGUGCUGUGAGUCGUGGGCAGAAAUCGAGUGUUGCGCCGGUGAAAGGAGGCAUAUCGGUCAAAGAAUCGGAUUCGGAGAAGAUGGGUGGUGGGAAUGCGACUCCGAGUAGCACUAAUUUGAGCAGCCAUGUGAGUUUGAGCAAUGAGAAUGAAGAUUGCAGUGGAGAUUACUCAAUGGGGAGCCAAAAUCUUCAUUGGGCGCAAGGGAAAGCGGGUGAGGAUCGAGUUCAUGUUGUGGUUUCAGAGGAGCAUGGCUGGGUUUUUGUAGGGAUUUAUGAUGGGUUUAAUGGCCCUGAUGCCCCUGAUUAUUUACUUUCUAAUCUUUACUCUGCUGUGCACAAGGAACUCAAGGGGUUGCUCUGGAAUGACAAGUUUGAAAUGGAAAUGGAAACCGAAUCAUCGGCAGUAAAAUCAUCGAAUUCGUACCUGGAUUCGGGUUCCUUAAAGGAAAUUGAUCGGUCCCAGAUGAGUAACCGGAUGGUUCAUGGGGAGAAUUAUGCAUUAGAAAAUGGGGAUAUUAAUGCAGAUGCUAAUUCAAAGAUAAAACAGAGCAAUGGGUUGGGAAAUAAGCUUGAGGAGACUCAGAGGCGGUGGAAGUGUGAAUGGGAUAGAGAAAGGCCAGAGCUUGAUAGGAAGCUAAAGGAGAAUUUGAAACGUCCAGUGUCAAAUGUUGUGGCGUCUGCUGAUCCUAAAGAUGUUCUUAAAGCUCUUUCAGAGGCCCUUAAAAAAACAGAGGAUGCAUUUUUGGAUAUUGCAGAUAAGAUGGUGACAGAGAAUCCUGAGUUGGCUCUGAUGGGUUCUUGUGUUUUGGUGAUGUUGAUGAAGGGAGAUGAUGUUUACUUGAUGAAUGUUGGGGAUAGUAGGGCGGUUUUAGCUCGGAAAGCCGAACCCAACAUGCGGCGGAACUUGGAAAGGAUUAGUGAAGAGCCUUCAGAUGAUCUUGAUUCAUCAAAUGCUGAUGAAAGUUACAGUUUGAAUAAUUUGACUGCACUUCAGCUCACAAUGGAUCACAGCACAUAUGUGAAAGAGGAAGUUCAAAGAAUAAAGAAUGAACAUCCUGAUGAUGCUUCUGCAAUAAUGAAUGACAGAGUGAAAGGUUAUUUGAAGGUCACUCGGGCCUUCGGAGCUGGCUUUCUCAAACAGCCAAAAUGGAAUGAUGCUUUGCUAGAGAUGUUUAGGCUCAACUACGUUGGAACUGCUCCCUACCUCACUUGUAUACCAUCAGUCUACCACCACAAACUCAGCCGCAGAGACAGACUCUUAAUAUUGUCUUCUGAUGGACUCUACCAAUACUUCACCAAUGAAGAAGCUGUCUCUGAAGUUGAGUUGUUCAUCUCUUCGUUUCCUGAAGGAGAUCCUGCACAACAUCUCAUUGAAGAAGUGUUGUUUCGAGCAGCAAAGAAAGCUGGAAUGGCCUUCCAUGAGUUGCUUGACAUUCCGCAAGGGGAACGCCGGCGGUACCAUGAUGACGUUUCGAUCAUUGUUAUAUCGUUGGAGGGAAGAAUAUGGCGAUCAUCCGUGUAAAUAAACAUUAAAACUGCAAAUAGAAAAAGUAAUUCACAGAAGGGUUGGAUAACUUUGCCAUACAUUGUUUCAUUUCUACCAUUUUCCCCCUUAACCUUUGUAAGCAUACCCAUUAGGCUCCACCAGAGACAGCUGAUUUCCAUGUCAAAGUUUGGAGUUCUUGUUUUGGCACAUAUGUAAUUACAAAAUAGUAACCCUUUUGCUUC